AUGACAGCAGUGCAGACGGUUUGCGCAGGGGCUAAGGCAUGGCGUUGUUUAAGCCAAAAAGAGAAGAAUAAAUAUGAGGCGAUGGCUCGGAAGUUACAGAAAGGAUGUGGUAAGAAGAAACCCACUUGUCCUAAGAAAAAGAAGAAAACAUGUAAAAAGAAGAAGCCCAGUUGUAAAAAAAAGCCCAAGUGUCCGAAAAAAAAGAAGAACCCUUGUAAGAAAAAGAAGCCAACCUGCCCGCGCAAAAAAAAACCUAAAUGCCCGCGCAAAAAGAAACCUAAAUGUCCGCGCAAACCAAAGUGUCCAAAAAAGAAACGUAAGACCUGUAGUCCUUGUGGAUAG
Teleopsis dalmanni is the source of this 342-nucleotide messenger RNA. Its product is annotated as cysteine-rich protamine-like. The transcript has 2 exons. Lineage: Eukaryota; Metazoa; Arthropoda; Insecta; Diptera; Diopsidae. The coding region runs from base 1 to 342 and encodes 113 amino acids. The record is from RefSeq and is a predicted model, not a curated record.